Ilex paraguariensis (yerba mate) is the source of this 858-nucleotide messenger RNA. NCBI's taxonomy places the organism in Eukaryota, Viridiplantae, Streptophyta, Magnoliopsida, Aquifoliales, Aquifoliaceae. The record is from the annotation of a GenBank genome assembly.
AUGAUCUGGGUUCUUACCCUGAGUUUGGUUUUAGCUGGGGUAGCUUCUGUUAUUUCAACAGGAAACUUCUACAAGGAUUUCCCUCAGAUAUGGUACCCAAGCCAUGUAUAUACUUCGGCUGAUGGCAGUUUGAGAAGCUUAAAGCUCGACCAAGAAUCAGGCUCAGGGUGUUGGACAAAUGAACAGGUCCUUUUUGGGCUGAUAGACAUGCAGAUUAAGCUGGUACCUGGGUACUCGGCAGGCACAGUAGUGACCUUCUAUCUCAUAUCUUCGCAAACAAAUCGUGAUGAAAUAGAUCUUGAAUUCCUUGGCAAUGUCACUGGUCAGCCCUAUGCUCUUCAAACAAAUGUGUAUACAGAUGGGCAUGCUGACAGAGAAGAGAGAGUUUAUCUGUGGUUUGAUCCAACAAAGGACUUUCAUAACUAUUCUGUGCUGUGGAACAUCCACCAAAUUGUAUUCAUGGUGGACUCUCUUCCCAUUAGAACAUACAGAAACCAUGCAGACAAGGGAGUGGCAUUUCCUAUAAAUCAACCAAUGAGCCUUCAUAUCACCCUAUGGAACGGCGACAGCUGGGCGACUAGGGGUGGCCGGGACAAGAUUGACUGGUCAAAGGGCCCCUUCAUGUCUUCAUUCAGGAACUACAAGAUUGAUGCCUGUGUUUGGAGAGGAAAUACAUGGUCUUGUGUCCAAAGUAGCUCUACAAAUUGGUGGAACCAGAACACAUUUAGUAGUCUAACUUCGAAACAGAGAAGUUCUUUCAAUUGGGUAAGAAAAAACUACCUCAUAUAUGACUAUUGCCAAGAUAAUCAGAGGUUUCAGAACAACCUUCCAAAGGAGUGCAAUCUUCCCAAGUAUUGA